UGAAUUUGCAGAGCAAUUUGAGAUCCAGCUGACAGGAGCCACUGGUGGAGCAGUCCUUGGGCUCCACCUAGUGAGCCAGGUCACUAUUGCUAAAAGUGACUCCCCCCAGGGCAUCGUCCGAUUUCUCAAUCAAAGUCGAAUUAUUCUUCCCAACCCUGAUACACCCACGGCAGUAUCCCUGGUGCUGGAAAGGGCUGGAAGAUUUUUAGGGGAAACACAGAUUAAUUGGGACAUCUUGGGACCCAAUUCAGAAGAGAUUUUACCUCCCCUGAAUAGUGACAUUGGUGACCCUGUGAAUGGAUCAUUCUAUUUUGGAGAAGGAGAAGGAGGUCUGAGAACUAUUAAUCUACAAAUCUAUCCUCAUGAAGAAGUUGAAGUUGAGGAGAUCUUCAUUAUUAGACUGAGUCUUAUGAAAGGUGAAACAGAAAUAGAUCCUAAAGCAAACAGCAUUACACUAAUAAUACAGAAGUUUGGUGAUCCCAAUGGAAUUGUACAGUUUGCUCCUGAAUCAUUAACUGAGAAUAACUACACAGAACCCUCAGCAGUGGAAGGACCACAAAGCAUUACACUGUUUGUCAGACGGAUUCAAGGCACUCUGGGAGACAUAACGGUUUACUGGGAAAUACAUAGUGAAUCUGACAUCACAGGUGACUUUCUUGGGACAGAGGGAUCUGUUGUCAUUGCUGACCAGCAGAGGACAGCUGAGAUAAUUAUCUACCUGUUACCUGAUGAUGUUCCAGAACUGGAUGAAAACUAUGUGGUGCAGCUGAUUUCAGUAGAAGGAGGAGCAGAUUUAGACCAAGAGAAAAGAACUUCAAAGUUCAAUGUAUUUGCAAAUGAUGAUCCUUACGGAGUGUUUGCCCUGUAUGCUGAUCAGCAGUCAGUAUUCGUAGAGAGAAAUCUGGAUCGGUAUGUUCAGAUUAAUGUAACUCGGCAUGCUGGGGCAUUUGGAGAAGUGAUCCUUGAGUACCAUAUCAUGUCUCUUCAUGAAGAAGUGCUAAUUGAACCUGAGAAUGAGGUGGGAUACCUCAUAGUAAAAGAUGGUGCCAGCUUUGGAGUGAAAAGGGUGCCAAUAAGCAACCAGGCAUUUAUUUUACUGGGCUUGAAUUUUACUGUGGAACUGACUAAUGUAAGCCUGGUUAGAGGAAGUGCCAAGGAUGUGCCUAAAAUAUUAGGAAAAGCAAAAUCGACUGUUCUGCUUAUUCCUGAGGAAGCUGCCAAUUCACAGGUUGGCUUUGAAUCUGUGGUUUUACGUCUUACAGACAUUGUAGCAGGGACUGGCCAGGCUGUCAUAACCAGAAAAGGAGUUUACGGCUCUGUAAUAGUUAGCUGGAUUUCAGGAUACCCACCAGACCUAAUCACUGACUUUGCUCAGCCAGGCAAUAUUACUCCUCCAUUUGGUACUGUUGUAUUUUCCUCUGGUGAGCAAAGUAAAGUAAUUCCAUUUCAGGCUACUCCAAGCCUAAAUAAACAUGAGUCAUUUGCCAUCACUUUAACAGCAGUGCACAGCAAUGUGUCUGGUGGGGCUCGCCUGAGAUCAGGGUUUACAAUAGCUGAAAUUGAGCCAAUGGGGAUCUUUCAAUUUGCUCUUAACUCAAGAUACGUUUCAGUUGAAGAAGAUGUUCAGACAGUCACACUAUAUGUCCAAAGAUUGUUUGGUUUUCAAAGUAAUCUCACUAAACUGACAUAUCAGACCAUUCCAGAAAGUGCCAAACCACUAGAGGACUUUAUACCCAUCUACAACGGAGAGCUUAUGUUUCUACGUUUUCAGACAAGUGCUGUGAUAGAAAUAUCAAUAAUUGAUGACAGUGUGUCUGAAAUGGAGGAAUAUUUUUUUGUAAAUCUGACUGCUGUGGAAAUUUUGGAUGUUCAACCUGUGAAUCCUGCAUGGAGUCCACGUUUGAAUACAGCUUUCAGUGUUGCAACAGUUAAUAUCCUGGCUAAUGAUAUUCUUCAUGGAAUGCUGAGUUUGGGGCCAGAGUUUAUUUAUGUUGAAGAAGAUGCAAACAACAGUACCCCCAACACAGUGAUACUUCAUAUCAGAAGGACCAAGGGUUUUACUGGGGAUAUUGAAGUAACUGUUAAAACCUUUGGGGGAGUGGGUGCACAGAGUGGAGUAGAUUCAUAUGUUUUUGGAAAUCUCUAUGGAAAAUCAAACUUCACAUGGGCAAUGGAGGGAGAAGAUUUUGAGGAACAGUCAAUCUCUCUGACUUUGCUGGAUGGACAAAGAGAGAGCAAGGUGUCCAUAGAAAUUUUUGAUGAUGAUGAGCCUGAAGGACAGGAAUUGUUUUAUGUUUUCCUCUCAAAUCCUGAAUAUGGAGCUCAGAUUGUGGAAGGAAAGGAUGAAUAUGGAUUUGCUGCUUUUGCAACAGUAAUUAUUGCAGGAAGUGAUCUCCAGAAUGGCAUUUUGGGAUUCAUUCCAGAAGUACAAAGUGGUCUUGUACUUGAUGAAGACUCAGAAAACAGAGAGGUGAUGCUGAUCGUCUCAAGGCAACCAAACAGGGCUUUUGAAGAUGUGAAGAUCUUUUGGCGUGUGACCUUUAAUAAAACAGCUGUUGUCCUUCUGAAGGAUGGCAUGAACUUGGAGAAUGAACUUGUAUCUGUGCUGGGAGCCACUACCUGCAUGGCAGGUCAAACAAUGUGCAACAUCUCCAUUGAAAUAAAACCUGAUAAUGUACCUGAAUUUGAAACAUAUUUUUUUGUUGAGCUGUAUGGUGUAAGCACAGGAGCUGCAUUGAACAGCAGUGCCAGAUUUGCUUUUAUAACAGUCCUUGAAAGUGAUGCUCCUCAUGGUUUAGUAUAUUUUGCUGUGGGAUCUCGUUUUGCUGUGGCUCAUAAGAGGACAACUUUAAUCAGUCUGCAAGUGCUUAGAGAUUCUAGUACAUCAGUAACCACAAUGGUUAGCUACAGCAUGCAGGAGCUACAAAAAGCUGAACCUGUUGGUCGGACCUUCAUAUCUCCAGCUGUGGCAGGACAAGAUUUUGCCAGAUCUGAAGGUUUAUUGACUUUUGAACCUGGACAGAGAAAUACAUUUCUGGAUGUGACCUUGACUCCAAAAACAGGAUCUUUAAACCCAUUUCCUAAACGUUUCCAGGUUGUACUUUCUAAUCCCACAGGCGGUGCCAGAGUGGAUGACGUGUAUGGUAUUGCUAAUGUCACCAUUGUCUCAGAUUUGGACUCCUUGCCAGUUUGGGGGCUGAUUGAUCAACUGCAUCAGCCUCUUGAUGACACCAUUUUACACAGAGUCCUCCAGAAUCUGAAUGUCAAAGUGGCUACAGAAACUACAGAAGAGCAGCUUACUGCUGUAAUGCUUAUAAUAAAUAAGGUUACAGAUGUAGGUGAAAAACAGUUACUCACUGAUAAAAGUAGAAGUCUUUUCUAUGAGAUACUCUGUGCUCUGGCUAGCCCGAAACGCGAGGACACACGAGGAUAUAGCCUGCUUGCUGAGGCAACAGAGAAGUUUGCUUUUUCCCUUUCAACUGGGAUAAUGUGUGGAUCACCAGGAGAAAGAGGUAAAAAUAUUCUUGACAGCUGCCCGUACAUUGCAAUAAUGGCUCACAACUGGUUUCCUCAACAAAUCAAUGGACACAGAUUUGAUGGAAAAGAUGGGGAUUCUAUUCAAAUACCUGAACAUUUACUAGAGGUCUCUGUUGUAUUAUCGCCUCCUCAAGAAGAGAAUUGUGAAUCUGUACAGUUCACAGAAUACAGCAGUCAGCAGUGGUUCCUUACUGGAGAUAAAGAGCUUGCCUUGAAGAACAAGGUUUUUUCUAUGAGUUUGAAGGGUCGGAGUUCACACCCUUUGAAAGAUAACAAUGAAGUAAUUUAUCGGAUUUAUGCUACAGGAAGUCGGAUUGUUCCACAGAAGUCUCUAUGUCUCCUCUGGAAUCAAGCUGCUGAAAGCUGGCUGUCUGAUAGCGGGUUCUGCAAAGUGGUUGAUGACACGUCAGACUAUGUGGAAUGCUCUUGUUCUCACAUGUCCAUUUAUGCAGUUUAUGCCCAAACAGAUAACUUGUCUUCAUACAAUGAGGCUUUUUUCUCUUCUGGAUUCAUCUGCAUUUCGGGUUUCACUUUGGCUAUUAUCUCCCACCUUUUCUGCACCAGGUGUGCAAUGUUUGCAGCUAAACUUCUCACUCACAUGAUGGUUGCUUGUUUGGGUACUCAG
Molecule: messenger RNA, 4162 nt
Organism: Cariama cristata (Red-legged seriema)
Lineage: Eukaryota; Metazoa; Chordata; Aves; Cariamiformes; Cariamidae
Product: G-protein coupled receptor 98-like
Exons: 17
Biological process (GO): cell communication; negative regulation of adenylate cyclase activity
Cellular component (GO): membrane
Molecular function (GO): G protein-coupled receptor activity
Source: RefSeq, a predicted model, not a curated record